UCAGAGCUUCCUCUGGCCCUCAAAACCUCUGCCUCCUCUUGGACCAGCUAUAUUAGACGGAGCUCGAGGCGCAGUCAAUCAUCAGGCUGUCCCUUUGGUUGCCAAACCUCUUACUGCUUUGGGGAGCCCACCUUGCGCUGGACACGUUUACCACAGUAUUUCGCAGACAGACCAGCCUUCCAAGCUGCAACAGCGCAGCAGCGUUCCACCUCGCACAUCUUCCGGUCCAAGCGUCCCGCAAAUUGGAAAUCGUGAACAAAGCGCAACACGCAGCCACCGGACCGACGCUUGUACAACGUUGCAAAGUAUGCUUCCUCCAAAGCCUGUCACCGCUGUCGAAGCGCUCGCUCGACUGCCUGAGCAUCCAUAUCGCGCCGCGAGUGGUGACGGCUAUCCUGGUCCGCAUUCUGGUCCUGCUUCACUGGGCACCUCAAUGACGAAUCAAGGCGUUCGCCAGGCUCGCAUCGAAAUCAAACCACCUCUCGCGGACCAUCGAGCACAGCCAAGUGGUAAUGAUGAGCACCAGACCUCGCGUUCGAGCGAAGAUGACACCCAUGAUCUGCAUUUGACCGAGAAGCGCGAAUUUCAGCAGCCUGCUCCGACUUCCGAAGACGAUUCGGGGACUGAAUCAGGCAAGGCUGCUCCUUCGAUCCAAAUCAGCUCGGCAGCCCCUCGUUCCUUCUUUCCUGUUGCUGAUGAGGCUGCCAGUUUGACGGCAGAUGAUGCAACAAGUCCUGAUAGCCCGUCUGAGGCGCAGAUCGACUCCAGAACUCAUCAACCGGCAACGCAACCACCGCUGCCAGCAUUCGACAUGCGCGCCCUUCCGUUCUCGAGCUCUGAUCAUGCACCGUCCUAUGCCGGCUCGCUAUCCCAUCAGCAGGGAUUCAGGAGUCUUCAAGCACCACAAUGGCUUUGUGGAUCGAUGCAGUGCUCUGUGCGUAAUGACAAUCGCAAUCACCACUGUUUCGGUUGCGGUGCACCAAAGCCUAUAGUACCGUCACAAGUAGUGCCUUCACGCGGCAGUAUUCAUGCUGUUCCACCAAUGUCGCUUGGAGUCCCUCCAAUGCAGACGUUCCAUGCUUCUUCAAAUCUCUCGGGCCAGCUCCAGGCGCGACCUGCAGUCUCCCUGCCAACGCGUAAACUCAGUGAUAACUACGGAAUGCCGACGCAACCGAACGUUCAACCAGGUCACGCUCCAAGCCCAUGGACGACACCUUUGGUCAACAUCCCUGGUCAGAUGCCUCCGAGUCAACACGCCUUCAACGCUUCGACUUCGGUUGCUCCCGCUCUGAACCGUCAGCCGCCUCCCGUAGCUGGUGGCGGGUUACGUCUGGGGGAACUAUUGCCAAGCAAUCCUUACGCUGGAUCAGCUUGCCCACCUCUCACGCGCUCGCAUCUCUCCGAUGAUGGCCCCUCUCACCUGACUUGGGCUCAAAGCAAUCCGUCUACGUCUUUCGCAACUGCAGCUCGCCUCGCAAGCAUGGGCGUCAGAGUCGGCCCAGGUGUAAAUCCUCAUGUGCGACAAGAUGAUCAGAGUCAGAACGGUACUUCAUCGCAGCCACCCAUCGUCAAUACCGGCAACUUGGGACCCAUGUGCGUGCAACCUGGAGAUUGGGUCUGCUCGACAUGCGCUUUCGUGGUGAGUCUAUCACGUCGAAGAUGAAGCUAGAGCCGCAUCGAAGGUAAUUCGCUCACGUCUUACUGACGUGUGCACAC
This is a messenger RNA of Ceraceosorus guamensis, 1716 nucleotides long. RefSeq lists its product as hypothetical. The transcript is spliced from 7 exons. NCBI's taxonomy places the organism in Eukaryota, Fungi, Basidiomycota, Exobasidiomycetes, Ceraceosorales, Ceraceosoraceae. The record is from RefSeq and is a predicted model, not a curated record. The coding region runs from base 308 to 1663 and encodes 451 amino acids.